CUGUGGAGCUUCUUCAUGCCAGAUGCUAGGCAGUGGUCGAACUGGGAAAGUUCAGACUACAAGGGCAGGCUAUACUGAGCCUUCGGCGAACCCCCUCGUUAAAUAAUCGGGCGAUGGCUUCCAGUGGACUGCUUAGUGUUCGGCUCUGGCGGAACGAGAUUCUCAGUACCUGCCAGUAUCUGACCUAGUUGGCAGUUUGCUCCACCUCGAUCCUAAUCAACCUGCUGUGCAAGUCGACUGCCAUGCAAUCGUAUCUUUAUUUAUCACAACAGGCAAAUAGAGAGGCUCUGAAAUUCAGAGGAAGAUCACUUGUGCGGCUCACCGCCCUGGGAAUUAUGUUUUGCGAUUCCUGAUGUCUCCGAUGUGUACGCUCUCGACAAAUGACCCGUUGCUGGAGGAAUCUGUUGAGAUUUACCCGUAUCUCUUUGAUUUGCCUCGUAGCAUCUUGGACCGUGGGCAGAUACGUUAUACCAUUUCAAGUCCUGACCAGCUUCUCAGUUUCGUACUAGGUAUUUUGUUCUACGGUCUUCAGAUCUGUGUCUAUCGUCAGGUCAUCAUUAAUAUCAUCAAGUUGUCACUUGCACCGCAGCCAUCGUCAAUUAUUGCCAUUCCUUCACCGACUAAGGACCUCCGUCACCUUGACCUAUGCAAAAGAGACUACCGUCGAACGGAGCAAUCAAUCAAUCGGUACUCAUAUUACACCAAGAAGUAUCUCAGAACUUGGACCAGCAAGGCUGCGAUAGCCUCAGAUAGUGUUCCUGGAUCUCCCGGCCAAAUCGUCGCAUAUACGCCGACGUUCUACGGCCUCUCGAUGCCAUGACUUCGCAGCGGUCGAUAUCCCCAAAUUUCAUAUUCUCUUGGGCUACCUGUGGGACAGCAGGUCCGUGCUACGGAACAUACUUAUCAUGUUGGACGGCGCUAAAAGUUGACCGGGUAAUGACAAGCGCCGCUCUCAGCGAGGCACAGCUGCACU
This is a messenger RNA of Desarmillaria tabescens, 973 nucleotides long. RefSeq lists its product as uncharacterized. The transcript has 3 exons. The record is from RefSeq and is a predicted model, not a curated record. The coding region runs from base 353 to 820 and encodes 155 amino acids. Lineage: Eukaryota; Fungi; Basidiomycota; Agaricomycetes; Agaricales; Physalacriaceae.